CAUCUGGGAUGUCGAUAUCUCGGCAGUGAUGUAAUUUUGCGUGAGUUGUGUGGACAGUCUGAGCCUUGUGCGUCGAGCGAGCAGGCGUUCAACGGCUGUUGCGAAUGUUCCAAGUAAUGGCGUGGAAGCCAACUUCUCCAUAGAAGUUUAUAACUUCACUUGUCGGAACAGUACGUGAGCCGCCACCUGUGACGGGAGGAGGUCCCCCGAUGAGCGGCAGGGCGAGGCCCCGGGCCACUGGGGAGACCCCGGGGAGGAAGGGCAGCGGCCGCCAGGAGGUGUUCAGGCACCGCGGCGGCGAGUACCGCGUGGUGCGCAUGCCGGCGGACGGCAACUGCCUCUUCCACUCGCUGGCCUUCUGCCUGGGGCGAGGCUGCGACCACGUGGCCGUGAGGCGGCGCGCCGUCCAGCACGUGGUGGCCCACUGGGACCGCAGGUUCGGCCCGGCGCUGGGCGCCUACCUCAGCGACGGGGCGACGCCGGUGAGGACGGCCCCCGGCUACGCCGCCUACAUGGCGCGCCCCGGGGUGUUCGGCGGGGACGCCGAGCUCUGCGCCGCCUCCGAGGUUUACGGCGCCCGGGUGGAGGUGUUCGUGCGGGCCCGCCCCCAGGACCGCCCCCACGUGUACGACGGCGGCUCCAAGAGGUCGGCGGUGCGCCUGCUCUUCAGCGGCGGCCCCGACCGCGGGCACUACGACGCGGUGAUGCCCCUCCGGGAAUUCUCGAGCGCUCCCCCAGCGGGAGGAGGGGACACGGCCGUCAGCGGCGCCAACCCUUACAUGGCUUACAACAUCGCCUUCUCCACGCUGUUCCUGCUGUGCUUCAGUCUCCUGGCGGUGCAGCUGUCGAUGACGCCCGUCAAGUACUGACUCCACCGACACGAGUGCAAGGAAAAACACAUCUCACGUUAAUCCAACGACACUCUUCGACCAUUCUGUGUGUGUGUGUGUUUUUUAAGUGAACAAUAUCAAUCAUUUGUUGUUUGAAAAAAUAAAU
This is a messenger RNA of Bacillus rossius redtenbacheri, 996 nucleotides long. RefSeq lists its product as uncharacterized. Gene Ontology annotation, biological process: protein deubiquitination. The transcript is spliced from 3 exons. Bases 210 to 869 code for a protein of 219 amino acids. Gene Ontology annotation, molecular function: cysteine-type deubiquitinase activity. NCBI's taxonomy places the organism in Eukaryota, Metazoa, Arthropoda, Insecta, Phasmatodea, Bacillidae. The record is from RefSeq and is a predicted model, not a curated record.